Beta vulgaris subsp. vulgaris (sugar beet) is the source of this 908-nucleotide messenger RNA. Its product is annotated as histone H1. Gene Ontology annotation, biological process: negative regulation of DNA recombination; nucleosome assembly; chromosome condensation. Gene Ontology annotation, cellular component: nucleus; nucleosome. Bases 55 to 663 code for a protein of 202 amino acids. Gene Ontology annotation, molecular function: nucleosomal DNA binding; structural constituent of chromatin; double-stranded DNA binding. Lineage: Eukaryota; Viridiplantae; Streptophyta; Magnoliopsida; Caryophyllales; Amaranthaceae. The record is from RefSeq and is a predicted model, not a curated record. The transcript has 2 exons.
UGUCGUCAUCUUCUUUAUUUUGAAACCACACGAAGAGAGAGAAAAUUUCCAGUGAUGUCAUAUUCCGGUGAAGUUGAAGCUCAAAUUCCGGAGACGGAUAAUUUUCCGGCGACUGAGGUAAAAGCAGCAGAGGAGAAACAAGAAGUAGAUACGAAGGUGCGUAAGAGGGAGAAGAAGCAGAAGUCUUCCAUGGAUAAGAAGCAUAAAGCUCCAUCUCAUCCUCCUUAUUUUCAGAUGAUUAAAGAAGCAAUAUUAGCGCUGAAUGAGAAAGGAGGAUCAAGCCCCUAUGCAAUUGCGAAAUUCAUGGAACAGAAACACAAGACAGUACUUCCAUCAAACUUCAGGAAGAUUCUAGGGCUUCAGCUGAAGAACUCGGUAUCAAAGGGAAAGCUCAUCAAAGUAAAAGCCUCUUACAAGCUUUCGGAAGCCGGUAAAAAGAGGUCGGAGAAAGGAAGUAAGAGCAGAAGCAGUAGCAGCAGCACUACAAAGGCUGCUAGAGCGAAUGCGGCGAAAGAGCCAACAAAGAGAAGAAGACCUAAGUCUAAGUCUGUGAGCAAGAUUGAUAAUCCUCCUGUUAACCCUGCUAUUACUGCUAGGAGGAGUAAGAGGUCGAAACCGAAGCAGAAGCUGCUGAAAACCAUAAAAAAGAAGGCCAAUGCUUAAUUGGUAGUAGGAGGUUAACUUUUGGUAAUGCUUUUUUUGGGUGUGUUUUUAGGAGUUGUAAAUAGUUUUGAAGCUACCAGUCAAGGGUGUUUCUGUGUUAGUUAUGACUUGUGUACUAAAGUGAUGUUGUAAUUAUGCAAAUAAGUAGAAGUUUCACUAGUAUCAAUGUAUCAUAGUUAGGUUGUGGGAGGUUUUUGUAAUUAUACAAAUAAGGGAGUAAUCUAUAAUACUAGUGAGUUGCUUGA